Molecule: messenger RNA, 392 nt
Organism: Solanum verrucosum
Lineage: Eukaryota; Viridiplantae; Streptophyta; Magnoliopsida; Solanales; Solanaceae
Product: outer envelope membrane protein 7-like
Exons: 1
Coding region: 35-253 (72 amino acids)
Cellular component (GO): chloroplast outer membrane
Source: RefSeq, a predicted model, not a curated record
GCACUCAGAUUCUUCUUUUCAGUCCCAAUCUUCAAUGACGAAGACAAGUUCGUUGAAAUCAACAGCUGUGGUAGUUGGUGCCCUAGCUUGUGGGUGGCUAGCCAUUGAGUUCGCCUUCAAGCCAUUUCUCGAGAAAGCUCGUGCUGCCUUGAACAAAUCUGACCCUGCUCGUGACCCUGAUGAUGAAGAUGAUCAGAACUCGCAACCCGGUAAAUCUCCAUUUGAGAUUAAUCCUUCUGAAGAAAGUCCCUGAUUUUGAAUUUUUCUUUUUUUCUUUAAUUUUGGUUGAUCAAUUCGGUUUUAAGUAUUAUUAGUUGUGGUUAUUAGUUUUCGGUUUUUGAAUAUGCUAAAUUGAUAAUCAAAUCAAUAAGAUAUUUGUUAUCGAUUCUCAA